CAAUUUUCCCCAACCCUUUCCUCUCUCUCUCUCUCUCUCUCUCUCUCUCACUCACAGUAAUGUCCUCCGCCACCGAAUCCUCUCUCCUCUCCAAACUCGAAUCCUCUUCCCCCUCCACGGCGGAAACGCUCUUUCCUCUCUUCUCCAACUACCUCCACCCUUUCUCAGAUCUCACAAACCACCAAAUCCGUCCCCUCGCCAAGCAAUUCCUCCCCUUCCUCAAUCGCGCCCUUUCCCUCCUCCCCAAGUGCCUCUCCUCUUCCGAUCCACGCUCCUCAAAUGACCGAUUUGCCCUCGACCUCCUCAACAUUUACCAACUCUGCCUCACUUGCUUGGACUCCCUCUCUUCCCAGCUCUCUUGUAAACCCUACUCCGUUCACGUCCAGAGAGUUCGCUUGUUGCAUUGUAUGGAGGGGUUGGGGCGGUACCGCGACGCUGAGGCCGAGGGGUUUAGGGUUUUGGAGAGCUUCAGAGGGAUGGAUUUUGGCGUGAAAGUGAAGAAAUCGGCAAAUUCGGUGGGGAAGUUUGUGCCGGACGUGGAGAAAAGUUGUGGAGAUAAGGAGUUUGCGCUGUUGGUUGUGGAGGUGGUUGCAACGAUGGUGAAGUGCGCGGCCUUGGGGCAGAGGAAGGACGAGGAGGUGUAUAGGAGGGUGAUUGGUUUGGUUGAGGAGGUUCGGCCGUGGUUUAGGGUAUUAGAUGCCAAUGCAUAUGAGAAGUUGCACAGGGCGCUUGUGACUUACCUGGGGAAAUGUACUUUAUUUUUGGUGGGGGAGCUAGCAUGUUUUAAUGGGGAUCUAGUACGUGCAUUCUGCUAUGCUACAAUCUCCGAGUAUGCAAAGUCAUCAUUAAAAGAUCAAAUUUACAAGGUUGUGCGGAGGAUAUGUUCAUCUUUAUUCUUGCUACUAGAGAAUAGAUCGUUGCUCAUCAUUGACUUAUUAAUGUGUGUGUUGGAUUCCAUUACCUAUGAAUGCAAGUUUAUUUUAUUUUUCCAGUUCGAAGUGGAAAAUACUGGAAUAGAGUAUGUUGAACUUGUCUCUUAUUGUGCCAAUAAAUGUCGAACUUCAAGUGCAAACUUAAGUAUUACAAUGGCGACACAUCUAAACAAAAUAGCAGGUGAUUCCUAUCAGGUUAGAUCUCCCUUUGAUAUGAUACUGAGGCUUUAUGCAGCUGGGUUGCACCUUAUCAAUUCGGAUGCGAAGUCCAGAGGUGCUAUUCGAAUUUUACAUGAUGAUGGGGAUAUACUGAAGAACUUAGCUGCUUUGCUUGGUUCUUUGGGUAGUUACUUUCAUAUUAGCUGCAAAGAGAAUUGUGUGACAUCUAAUGUCAAACAAACAGAUUCUGUUCGUCAGAGUUGUUCACAAUUGAGUUCUGGUUAUGAGGCAUCUAUAGAUUGCAUUCAGAAUGAUAGAAAAGCUUAUCUGCUAUUUUACCUAAAUGCGUUGAAAUUCUUAUGCCAGCCCCUAGCGGAUUUAGUAAAUUCAGAAAGGAAACAGCUUGUUAGUGAAAAUGAAGAUGCUUUUAUUACUACAAAACUCAGUAUAAUUCAGGAUGCAUUCUAUCAGUUUGCUGAUAUUUUUCUUUCCUGUCAAAGUUGUAUAUAUGAAGGGGAGAGAGAUGGAUUCGAUGAAAACAGCAAAGCUGUAAUUAGUGUAGCUAUCGCCGCUUUCACCAUCUCUGCCAGAACAAAGCUUAAAAUGAAGAGGAGUAUGCAUUUAGUUAAACACAUUAUUACCAGUGAAUGGGUUCAAACUCAAGGGCUAAAACACCUAUUUGCCUCUUUUCACAACAUCGGAGUAUUUUUGUACAGAAAUAAGCAAGUAAUAGAGGCUUCCAAGGCAUUGAAAUUAUGUUGUAGGGCAUCAUGGACUUGUGUCAAACGUCUUUGCCAGAUUUUUGUACAGAAACCAAAAGGGUUAGAGGUUGAUAUUUCAGAAGACGCUAUUAUAGAAUUUGUUAAUGAGGCUUGCACUAGAAGUGCUUUUCUUUUGGAUGUUCUCCAUCAGUGUGAUAGUCAUAAGGUGAAAAGGACAAUUGCAGAGGUCCUUGAAGAUUGGUCUGUUCCUGGAGAGGUGUUUGAAAUGCUGUCAGGUCCUGUACCCUUGGUGAAGCAGUGGGUAAAGAUCGAAUGUAAACGUUGUACAAGCAUGGCUGAGGGGGGUAGUGCUCCAACUUUGUACUGUUUGCUGUCAUCUUCUGUGCAAGUGUCAAAGAGGACAGUUGGCAUAAUCUUAGAGCAGGAACUGCUUGCGUAUGAGGAAAUGAAUGCGUUUUAUCCAGAAUUUUGUCAGCAAAUGCAAAUGAAAAUUAUUGGUAUCCUCCUGCGAGAUGUGUAUGUUACACCUCAUAAUUAUUUACAAAAAUCAAGAAUUUUAGUGAGAAAGGGAAAGGCAUUAAGAGUCUGUGGGAUUGAAGGUUUGAAGGACAGUAUUCAGUGUCUGUCAGAAUCCAUAUAUACAAUUCGUGAGGUGUAUGGUGAAACAUGUAGCUGUGGAAUCCCAACUUGUCAUCAAUUAGCUGUGACGUACUGCUUACGUGCACUAUGUACCCAGGAAGCCGAACCAAAUUCAAAGCAAAUCUUCCAAGAUAUUAAUGCUGCCCUGCAGUUAUGGUUGAGCAUUUCUAUUCCAGAUCAUUGCUCUGCAGAUGACCUGGGCUCUAUGCUGCCAGAAAAUACACUGCUACUACUGUAUAAUAUUAUUGAUAUGUUAUCACUGAAGGGUUGCAUGGAUUUUCACCAUGACAUAUAUAGGCUGAUGACUAGAUUAUUCAAAAGCAAGAAUGUUCCACUAGAGAAUUUUUUGGCCAAACUGUGGGAAAGUAGAAGGACUAGUCAUGCACUUUGUAUUUCACCUGUAAAUGAGACAUUAAUCAUUAACUUAUCUGAGCAGUAUGGUGACCUUUGUAAGUCUGUUGAUUUCUGGAUACGUUGUCUAAAGGGGUCACAUCCACUGUUAGUUGGCUUCCAACAGAGUUUCUCAUUUUCAUUUGCAAGUUCCCAGGCCUCUUGCAAUCUUGAGAGCACUUUUAGAUCAGAUAUCACAGUUGAUGAAGUUAAAGAGGCUGCAUUUCAGCUCAUUUCAAGUGCUUCUGUGCCCAGUCAAUCUGUGUUCCUUGCUGGAUAUCUUUACUAUGACUUGUGUGAAAGACUUGUUUCACAUGGAAGGAUAAUUGAGGCUCUUUCAUAUGCAAAAGAAGCUCAUCGGUUGCGUACUAGACUUUUCCAAGAAAAAUUUAUGUACUCUGUUGAGCAGCACACUGAAAAGUACAAUGAAACUGGGGAUGUCAUUCAGAAGCUUACUUACGGCCUUAAGAACCUCCAAAUUCGCAGAUCAAUUGCUACUGAAAUUUGGUCCUUUGAUACUAUUCAAUGGGACUUGGAAGGCUGUUAUCUUAGCCCAUGGAAUGUACUUCAAUGUUAUCUUGAAAGCACUCUUCAGAUUGGGAUUAUUCAUGAAAUUACUGGAAAUGGAGCUGAAGCUGAAACUUUUUUAAUCUGGGGAAAAAACAUCUCUUGCUCACAAGGCUUGCCACUAUUUAUAGUUGCUUUCUCCUCUGUCUUAGGAAAACUAUACCGUAAGAAACAACUUUGGGAUUUGGCUGAGAAGGAACUUCAAAGUGCCAGGAAAAUUUUAAUGGAUACCAGUACAACUUUUUCUUGCAUAAAGUGCAGAUUGAUGAUGGAAGCAACUCUUGAUCAGCAUCUAGGUGAUUUAUCACGAAGUAAUUCUGAUAGAACUACGGCAGAUACUUCUGUAGAGAGAUUAUCUCAUGCUGAAAAUCAGUACAAAUUGGCCCUGGACAAACUAGAUCUUUCCGUGUGGAAAAACUGUGUUAGUUGUCCUGAAAAGGAAAAUGCUGAAAGAAUGAUGCUUGAGAAAUUUUUUGUGAAAGAUGCCGAAUGUGUUGGCAGCAAUAAUUCAUCUAAUUUUGUAGAAAAUGAUCACGGCACAGGGAAAUCCACAAGAGAGGCACCAAAAGCGAAGAUGGAGGCCAAAAAGUCUAGAAAGAAUGCUCCAAAACCUUUACUAAAGGAUCAGUGUUUAAUCCCUGAGAAUAAUUCAAGGGUAACUCGUUCCAGAUAUCGAUCUACACAGAACGUAAGUAUGAAAACAUCUGGUGAGUUGCAAGUAGGCCUUUCGAGAUGUUUGAAAGACAAUAAUGGAUCUGAUUGCUCUGAUACGCUUAGCCAGAGGGAGUUACUCAUGGAAACGAAUGGUUGUAUAGUUUCCUCUGGCUGUGAAGUAAAAUGUAUUCCGGACAAAAUGAGGUGUUGGCAUUGUCUUCUAAUGGAAGUUAUGAAAUCUGGGUUAUUGAAUAAUUUUCUAAAUAUGAAGUGGGAGCUUGUCCGGAGACGGCUUUCAUUGAGGUUACUCACUGGCAUAGGAAAAUGCUUAGGGGAUCUUGGUCAGAUUCAUGAUACACAUAAAGUUUUGUUUCAAAGCAUAUCAGUCCUACUUAGCAGAAAUUCGUUUGGUUAUGUUGACUCUUCCGUUCCACCUACUUUUUUGCUUGAUUUUAUUGGAAAGGAGAUAUCUGGAGAUGCAUUCACUAUUGAGCGUGCAGCGAUACUUUUUAACAUAGCUUGGUUUUCUUUGAAGAGUUACCAUUCUAAGGAUACCAGGACCUCUUGCUGUGAUCUGUUUGACAUUCAUUUACCAAAAUUAGUGUCUUGGUUGAUGCUGGCCUUUGUUCUCUGCCGUGAGGUUCCUAUACUUUUUCAGAAGGUUUCUAAAUUACUUGCUACCAUAUAUGUACUUUCUGCCUCAACUGAGUUUUUUCCGUUGUCCCCUUCUUGCAAAGCACUCUCUGAAAAUCAUUGGGCUUCAUAUUUUCAUCAAGCUUCACUUGGCACUCAUCUUAAUUACCAGUUCUUUUCAAAUAUGAUUGGGAGAUGCAAAGUACAACACCCUGUGGAUGCUGAGGGCUCACAUGUUACUGGCUGCGGAGUAGAAGAAACAAGCAACUUGAUCAGGCUUGCACCUGACUCUAUUAAGGAUCUUGAAGAAUUUGUAGCAAAAUUCUUUGUGGGCCUUCCUUGCAUGACAGUCAUUUGCAUAAGUUUGCUUGGAGGAGCUUAUGCUAGUUUAGUAAAGGAUUUGCUGUGUUAUCCUACAUGUGUGCGUGCAUGGAUGCUAGUGUCGCGCUUGAACUCUAAGAGACAACCUGUUGUUGUACUUUUGCCAGUGGAUCCGGUUAUAGAAGAAGCUUCCGAUGAUGAUGCUAACUCUGGCUCUGAUAAACUUUAUAAGAGCAUGGACUCGGGUGAACAUUGGCACUGUCCAUGGGGUUCCACUGUUGUUGAUGAUGUAGCUCCUGUGUUUAAAUUGAUAUUGGAGGAGAACUACUUAUCAUCUUCAAUGUUUCCUUUAGAAGAUACAAAAAGGAAUAGGACACUAUGGUGGACGUGGAGAAAGAAGCUUGAUUGUCAGCUGGGUAAAUUGCUGAGGAACAUAGAGGAUUCAUGGUUGGGUCCUUGGAAAUAUUUGCUUCUGGGAGAAUGGUCUAAUUGCAAGCUCCUGGACAUAGUAUAUAAGAAACUGGUGCGUGAUCUAAAAUCUAAGUGCAAACUGGACGUAAAUGAGAAUCUUCUAAAGGUUAUUCUUGGAGGCUCCAAGUAUGCAUUUGAAGGAGAAGCAUGUAUUUCACAGCAGUGCUUAAGAAGUGGUUGCUAUGUUGGUAGAGUAGGAUAUUGCGAUGAAGCAAAGUGUGGGACAUUGUCUUAUGCCUCUAAUGGAGUAGACAAGCAGUCUGAGCUGGCCUUCCAACUAAUACAAGAAGCAGCGAAUGAGCUUGAAGGGGAAGAAGACUCUAUAAAUCGAGAGCCAAUAAUUCUAGUGUUGGACUGUGAAGUGCAGAUGCUUCCAUGGGAGAAUUUACCAGUAUUAAGAAACCAGGAGGUUUAUCGCAUGCCUUCAGUUGGCAGCAUCUCUGCAACACUUGAUAGAAGCCACCACCAGCAAGAGCAAGUUGGGAGGAUUUGUGCCACCUUUCCUUUGAUAGAUCCCAUGGAUGCAUUUUACUUGUUGAAUCCCAGUGGUGAUCUCAGCAGCACACAAGUUGAAUUUGAAAACUGGUUUAGAGAUCACAACUUGGAGGGGAAGGCUGGAUCUGCACCGACCGCUGAAGAAUUGGUUGCGGCCUUGAAAAGCCAUGAUCUCUUUAUUUAUUUUGGCCAUGGAAGUGGAGCACAGUACAUUCCUAGGCAUGAGAUUCAAAAACUUGAAAACUGUGCUGCGACUCUUCUGAUGGGAUGCAGUAGUGGUUCUUUGACGCUAAAUGGAAGUUAUGUUCCACAAGGAACUCCACUAUCCUAUCUGCUAGCUGGUUCUCCUGUCAUUGUUGCCAAUCUAUGGGAAGUGACAGACAAGGAUAUUGACCGAUUUGGGAAGGCCAUGCUUGAUGCUUGGUUAAGAGAAAGAUCAAGUCCUUCCUUAGGUUGUGCCCAAUGUGAUUUAGUAGUGGAAGAAUUUGAUGCCAUGGCAAUAAGGGGCUGUAAAGGUAAUGUGAGGAGGAAAACCCGAAGGAAGAAAUCACCUGAAGCUCAUGACAAAAGUUCCUUUAAGGACUCCUGUGACCAUGGUCCAAAGAUUGGAUCAUUCAUGUCUCAGGCUCGUGAAGCUUGCACACUUCCUUUUUUGAUUGGGGCAUCACCAGUAUGUUAUGGUAUACCAACAGGUAUAAGGAGAAAAAUGGAUUUAUAUCACGUCUGAGUAGGUGUUCAACUGUUCGUCAAUAUUAGCUUGGACAGUUACCAUUCUUUUUUUUUCCCCCCCCCCCCCCCCCCCCCAAAACAUCUCCCCAAAUUUAUUUUUUUCUAUUCUCCAUUUUAUAGAAGAUAAAUGUCAAACAUUCAUUGGCAGGAAGAGUCGGCAAAGAUGGGCCCUUAAAUCUUCAAUCUUUUUUUUUCCCCCAAAAAAUUUCUAAUCCCCAUUUUAUAGAAGAUGCAUUUCAAACAUGCAUUGGAAGGAAGAGUAAGUGAAGAUGGGGUCUUCAUCUUACAUCUAGUGCAUAGUAAAAAGUCUUAACUCUUGUUGCCCCUUGCAGUUUUCAAUCCUCAACAUUUGGUUUUCCCUUUUUUACUUAACUGUAACAUUCUGUUAUUACUGUAAGCCCCCUGUGCAACCCUUGUCUAAGUUAAUGUUGAAUUAUUCCCACAUUCCAUCCCAUGAAUUGACUAUUUCCUUUGGAAUAGGGAGGAUUGGAAAGUGCAGAUUUGAUAUUGCAUUGUAAAUGAAAAGAAAUUAUCUAGUUUAGCUUGCUUUUAGUGUCUUCAAUUUUGUAAAAUAUUGUACUGUUGGCUGACUGGAAUGGCCAUUGAUUUAGCAAUAUCCACUAGGGUGACUUUCCAAGGAUCAACCGCUUAAUUUAGGGUGGUCCAUGUUUUAAA
Messenger RNA from Quercus robur (English oak), 7387 nucleotides. RefSeq names its product separase. Gene Ontology annotation, molecular function: cysteine-type endopeptidase activity. The transcript has 27 exons. Gene Ontology annotation, cellular component: mitotic spindle; centrosome; cytoplasm. Gene Ontology annotation, biological process: meiotic chromosome separation; proteolysis. NCBI's taxonomy places the organism in Eukaryota, Viridiplantae, Streptophyta, Magnoliopsida, Fagales, Fagaceae. The record is from RefSeq and is a predicted model, not a curated record. The coding region runs from base 60 to 6710 and encodes 2216 amino acids.